AUGGGCUCAGCGGAUCAUCGACUGAACCUCGCAGAGAUCCUUUCACAGAACUAUGGUAUACGGGAGGAAAGGGAAGAAGAAGAUGAUACUCAGGAGAAGCAGAAAUCUUUAGAAGAGCUGGAGAAGGGUUUCAGUGCCUCUCAGAGCAGUGAAAUGCCAUUUGAGGAGCUGCUUGCACUUUAUGGCUAUGAGGCGUCAGAUCCCAUCUCGGAGCAGGACAGUGAGAGCAAUGACAUCACUCCAACUCUCCCAGAUAUGACUCUGGAUAAGGAACAAAUAGCGAAGGAUUUGCUUUCAGGGGAAGAAGAGGAGGAGACACAGUCUUCAGCUGAUGAUCUGACUCCAUCCGUCACAUCCCACGAUGCAUCGGACCUGUUCCCAAACCAGCCUGGUUCAAACAACUUCCUUGCUGAUGAAGACAAAGAGCCCUGUUCAUCUCCGUGUGCUUCCUCCAUGGCUGAGGAUUCAGAGGAGGAUUCCAUCCCACCCAACGAGUGUAAGAAGGAGAUCAUGGUUGGACCCCAGUACCAAGCCACUGUUCCCAUCCUCUACUUCAACAGGCACGGUGAGAAAGCCUACGAGAACGAGGACCAGCUGCUUUGGGACCCAAACGUACUGUCUGAGAGAGAGGUUGAAGAGUUCCUGUACCGUGCGGUGAAGCGGCGAUGGGACGAGCUCUCUAGCAGCAGCCUGCCAGAGGGAGAGGUGGUGAAGGACAACGAACAGGCUUUGUAUGAACUGGUUAAAUGCAACUUCAAUGCAGAAGAGGCACUGCGGAGGUUACGGUUCAAUGUGAAGGUUAUCAGAGAUGAGCUUUGUGCCUGGAGCGAGGAAGAAUGUAGAAAUUUUGAACAUGGCUUCAGGGUCCAUGGGAAGAACUUUCAUCUUAUCCAAGCGAACAAGGUCCGCACCCGGUCAGUGGGCGAGUGUGUGGAGUAUUACUACAUGUGGAAAAAAUCAGAACGCUAUGACUACUUCACUCAGCAGACUCGUUUAGGAAGGAAGAAGUACGUCUUCCACCCUGGAGCCACGGAUUACACUGACAACGACUUGGACGGGGGUGAAGUGGAAAACACCAGUCGUUCCCGGAGCUCCCCCCCCAUUCCCUCUGCAGCCAGCUGCCUGGAUCCUCCCUUCGCUCAGGAUCAGCUGGCAAUCGAGAGCGCAGAGCCCCUGAGCGUGGAGAGCACAGCCUGCAGCCUGGGCAGCAUGAGCGAGUCAGGGCAGGGCUACGAGUGCAGCACUCCUUCAGAGACAAAUUGUUCCUUCGACCCCACGGAGGAGACGUCCUCAGGUGCCCUCUCGGCUUCCUGCACGCGACACACUGUCACCCCCUUGGAAACAGGGCUCUAUGCUUUGCCGCCGGCAGGACCAGGACUAGCAGAGAAGCAGGAGACGUUGCAGAGCUCUGGUGAGACGAUAACCAUGGACUUCACUCUUCCUGCAGACAUUAACGAGGGCUUGCCUCUAAUUGCUGGCCCUGUGGAUCUGGACAGAGACCCAGAGGCAGUGGUGGCCCCUGCGCAAGUGUCCUUAUCGGUCACAGAUUUUGGCCUCAUUGGCAUUGGAGAUGUAAAUAGUUUUCUGACUGCUCACCAGGCUUGCCCAGCGCCUGUGGCUCGGUCGGAGCCUUUGUCACAGUGA
This is a messenger RNA of Pterocles gutturalis (yellow-throated sandgrouse), 1644 nucleotides long. RefSeq names its product mesoderm induction early response 1, family member 2 (gene MIER2). Gene Ontology annotation, molecular function: transcription corepressor activity; histone deacetylase binding. The transcript is spliced from 11 exons. NCBI's taxonomy places the organism in Eukaryota, Metazoa, Chordata, Aves, Pterocliformes, Pteroclidae. Gene Ontology annotation, cellular component: nucleoplasm. The record is from RefSeq and is a predicted model, not a curated record. The coding region runs from base 1 to 1644 and encodes 547 amino acids. Gene Ontology annotation, biological process: negative regulation of transcription by RNA polymerase II.